Messenger RNA from Aspergillus candidus, 3091 nucleotides. Its product is annotated as cell differentiation and development protein Fsr1. Bases 129 to 2612 code for a protein of 827 amino acids. Lineage: Eukaryota; Fungi; Ascomycota; Eurotiomycetes; Eurotiales; Aspergillaceae. Gene Ontology annotation, molecular function: protein binding. The record is from RefSeq and is a predicted model, not a curated record. The transcript is spliced from 4 exons.
CAUUGUUCUGUUUUACGCCCGGAUCUCAGGACCGUCUGAACUCCGCCAGACGGAGGUGCGGUCUUCUUCACCAUUACCCCGUCGGUCGGACGCUUUCCCACCCCAACCUCCUCCCGUGGUGAUUUCGCAUGGCGUGGCAAUCCCCUUCACCCAUGGCUGGGGGUGGAGGAUUCGCCGGACCUGGUGGUGACGGGUCGCCUAACGGUGGACAACCUCAUGGAACGGAGUACACAUUGCAAGGUGUGAUGCGCUUUUUGCAGACAGAAUGGCAUCGGCAUGAGCGAGACCGCAAUGCGUGGGAGAUCGAGCGCGCGGAGAUGAAAUCUCGCAUUGGGCGCUUGGAGGGCGAUGUGCGGACGAGCAAACGGUUAAAUGAAUCGCUAGGGAAGCACGUGCGCUUGCUCGAGGCCGCGUUGAAAAAGGAGCGUGAGAAGGUGAAGAAGUUGAGUAAUAAUGAGAAGGUUGAGGACACCCGGGAUGCUAAGGAGAUCGCUCGUGAGAGCUUAAACGCCAUCAAAUCGCAGCGCCCGAAAUUCUCAAUCGAUGUCGGCGACAACGAUGCCAGCGCAGACAACCAUCCCGAUUUCCGACAAGAAUCCGAACGAGACAAGUCGCGUCUCUACCUGUCCAAGGCCUCCCAGGAGAUCACAUACCACGUUAUUCCCUCGUCGCAGCCGCCCCUUGAUCUCAGCGACCAAGACCUUUCCAACCAUGUUUACGGGGGCCAGCAGCUGCCGCAGCAGAGCUUGGAGGAAGCAUACAUUCAACAGCAACGACAGAAACAACAGCAGCAGCAGGCCAACCAUAUGAUGGCCCGCGAGGUGGCUUUACAGAACCACCAGCCUAUGGCGCCUCCCUAUGGCGAAAAUGCGGCUAUGAACCGUUCUAUGAACCGGUUCGGUAUCCAUCCCGCUCCUAGGGACGGCCUGGAGCGCAGACCGCUGGAGCCGCAACCCCCAGCCGCGUCCGUUGAGAAUAGGAGACACUCUUUGGAAGCUGGUCCGCCAGACGGUGGUGCAGCUGAAGAAUCCCAGAUGUUUGAAGGCCAUGCAGCACCUGGCAAGAAGGGCGACAUGACGGCCCAACAGACGGAGGACCAGCCGGACGACACCGAUGGUUGGAACUUUGACGAGCCGGAGCCGGAGCCUCCGACAGAGCCAAUGCCCCCUCAUCGCCCGGAUGUGGAUGCUUUCCCGAACGCCAAUUUCCCCAAGUCCCCGCAGCGAUCUGCGGCCCUUUCCCACCGUCGGAAGAGCUCCGGGGCGAGGCGCAAGAGCGAGGGUGCUGCGGACAUAGCCGGCGAGGAUGCGAAGCAAAACUCCCAGUUUAAUGUGCGCUUUGUUCUCAGAGGACAUCUGGACGUCGUGCGGGCGGUGAUUUUCACUGGUGGGGGUAGCCCUUCGGAGCCUGAAAUCUGUACGUGUAGCGAUGACGGGACGAUCAAGCGCUGGACUAUACCCGCUACGUUCGGGAACUUUGGCCCUCACGGGCCUAACUCCGAUAACAAUUUGGACAUCACGAGCUACUUCACCCACCGCGGACACACCGGGGCCGUAACUGCCCUAGCCGCGUGCUCUCCGCAGCAGAAUUUCUCUAACGGAGGUCGUGCGACGGGCGACGGAUGGGUGUUCUCUGGUGGACAGGACGCUAGUGUCCGUGUGUGGGAGCGUGGGAGAGUUGAUCCAAAGGCCACGUUGGACGGCCACACUGAUGCGGUUUGGGGGCUCUGCGUUCUGCCUGGCACGGCAGGGUCCAUAUUUGGCGAUGACUGUAGCCAUUACGGUGGACCGGAUCGAAUCCUGCUCGCAUCUGGUGGCGCGGAUGGGCAUAUCUUAAUAUGGGCGGUUAGCGCGCCGCCCCAGCUUUCUUCGCCCCAAGCAGGUUCGCGACGAGCUGGGGGAAGUCGACGCGCGAAUUCGAUCUCUUCGGGAUCGAACUUCCCGUCAUCCCCGCAGCCGAGCAUAGCCACUACUACGCCAUUCCACUACUCCCUGGUCCGCAAGAUCGUCCGGACCGAGUCCCCGUCCCCGACAUGCAUUAGCCCGCUGUCUCUUGCGGGAAUCAACUUUGUGGUUUCCUACACUGAUGCUUCCAUCCUUGUCUACGACACGCGAACCGGGGAGGAGAUCGUGGGCAUGGCCAGCUUGGAGACGUACGACGGUACGCCGUCGACUGGGGUCAACAGUGUUGUGACCAGUACGAUCGGAUUCGACGGGUCCGCUAACCUCGACCCCGCCCGGCAAAUGGCCGAGGAAGAAGUGGUACACGGCGCGACUGGGUCGAGUGGCGUGGAGGGUGUGAUCAUCAGCGGAUACGAGGACAAGCACAUUCGCCUGUUUGAUGCCAACAGUGGCCAAUGUACCUAUGCCAUGCUGGCCCACACAGCCCCCAUUGCCUCCCUCUCGCUCUCCCCUGACGGACGGGAGCUGGUUUCCGCUGGCCACGACGCGAGCCUGCGGUUCUGGGACCUGGAGAAGCGGAACUGCUCCCAAGAGAUGACCAGUCACCGACCGAUGCGGGGCGAGGGGAUCACCAGCGCCGUGUGGAGCCGCGACGGCCGCUGGGUCGUCAGCGGGGGCGGUGAUGGCAUUGUUAAGGUGUUCUCGAGAUAAAUGCGACCCUCGAUGUACGAUUUUAUUUACUAUUCUAUAUCCCCCGCUGAUACUUUUCUUCUGCCCCGUGUACUUUGGACGUACGAAUGGAUGAGCGCUUGGCUGAUUCUUGAGCAUUUGCAACGGUGUUCACUUACCCCUGGCACAUGUUCCUUUCUACUUGUGUGGUUAUAGUUUUCUUUCCUUAUUUUUCCCCCUCCCCUUAUGUGCUACACUUUACGAUUCAUCUUCACUUUCUCUUCUUGGCGAUCUUCAUUCAUCCGUCUUUUCUUUAUCUCACUCUCUUCUACCUUUCCUGUAUGAAGUCUUUUGUGUCGGAGGGCGCUGCGUGGAAUACACUUAUAUUUACAUGGAUGCCUGAAUCAGCUUCAAGCGGCGAUGAUAAGCCUGCAUUUUCAAGAUCGUGUCAAUCGGAGUUCUGGGUUUGUUUCUUUGUUCCUGUACACCAGACAACACCUACUAUAAGCUUCGGCAUCUAC